Messenger RNA from Hydra vulgaris (swiftwater hydra), 1725 nucleotides. RefSeq lists its product as uncharacterized. Lineage: Eukaryota; Metazoa; Cnidaria; Hydrozoa; Anthoathecata; Hydridae. The record is from RefSeq and is a predicted model, not a curated record.
UCUAUGUGUAAAGAGAUUAUACGAAAAAAUUAAAAAAAAAACUGUUUUUUCUCUGAUAACUUUAACUUUUAUAAUUUUUUAUGCUUCAAAACCUAUUGAACAAUUUUUACAACAAACAAUUACUGUGAAUCUUUUGGGAGAAAAUUUUUCUGUUAACUAUUGUACGCAUUCAAACAACUUAAAAGAAAAUAGAAAAAUAAAAAAUGAAUUUUCUAAAUUUUCCAAAGCCUGGAAAUUUCUACAUGAAAUGGCGACAACUCCUUCCACAAUAUAUAACCAAUGCGAUAUGAGAUGGCUUCAAAAAGAUGCUAUUCCUUGGUUUAACAAAUAUGGAAGAACAGAUGUUGAAACUAGCUAUAUAAGUAUUUGGGAGAUUCAACCCGCAGGUCAAUUUAGUAGAGUUGUACUUCAAACUCAAUACCCAAAUGGUUCUCAUAAGCUAUUUGGUGGUGAUUUUUGGAGAUGUUUUGUGAGAGGAAAAACAUCUGUCCCUGUUGCAACAAAAGAUUUUUUGAACGGGUCUUACGAGUUUCAGUUUUUGCUUAUGGAAAGUGGAAAUUACACAUUAAGCUUAUCACUAGAAUACACAUUGUGUGAUGGGAUAAAAGAGCCACCUUCUGAUUGGUUUAUUAAAGGAAAUGUCCAAGGCAAAGAACAAAAGCAAGGAAUACUACUAAAUGAUAUGCCAUAUAUCAACAAACCUUUGUGGAAUGGUACAACAAUUAAAUUUAUGGUUCCUCCACCAAACCAGUGCAUUGAAGAAAAACGAUCUUUUCUUCAAAAGCAAUGUAAUAAAAGAACAAGUUGUAAGUUUUUAUGGCAUGGAUAUGGGAGUUGGAUAAACAAGACAACAUGGAUACCAUAUUGCGAAAAUUUGAAAGUACACUAUCCGCGUUACAAGGAAGGAAUUUUAUGGAUUUUUGGGGACUCCGUUUCAUCACAGUUUUACCACAGUAUAAAAAAAAACAGAAUUUGUAAAAACAUAUUUCGAAACUGUUUGUACACUUAUAACUGGAUUUACAGUCUUGAAAAUUACAAUCUAACAAUAAAUAAAUACAUUAGACGUAACAAUUCAAUCGAAAAGACACUUUGGGACAACAACGACUUUCAAGUUAGCAAGGUAAUUGAUGAAUUAAAGCAAGUAUUAUAUCAUCCUUCUAUGGAUGAAAAAAGUGUACUGUUAUUAAACUAUGGUCUACACUACACGGAAGCAACAAAUUAUACAAAUUUUCAAAACUUAAUUCGUGAAAUAAUAAAACUCGGUAAAACUGUUCGUUGCAAACUUGUCUGGCGUACAUCUACUAGUUUGAACAGACAUAAAUAUUCAAUGCCUAAUUUGCAUUCAAGAAGAUUCAUGACAUCACAGAGAAUUCUCCUUUAUAACGCUUUUGCAACAAAAGAGUUUUGUGCUGCGGGCUAUGAUAUUCUUGAUGUUUACCCAAUUACAGAUUCUUACCCCGAAGGGACUGGAAGCAAAAUGUUUCCUCAUGAUCCUGUACAUUAUGAACAACACGUGAUGAAGCCAGUUGAACAGCUGUUAGAACGAGUUUUUGGCUCAAAACAAUAACACCAAAAAUUCGAUACUGUUUAUUUAUGCUUUUUUUCUUCACAUUCAAACCUUUAUUUAAUUAUUAGAAAAUAAUACCCUAUUAACUAUUACAAUUUAGUUAAAUGUAAUAGUGAUAAAAAUUACAUAAUUUUUACAAUUUAUAUAUAUUUUCAUUA